AUGCGGCGCAGCGUGAUACGCAACCGGAAGGAGUUCCUCGAGCGAAAGCAGCACGAGCGGGUACACGAGGCCAUCCACGCCCGCAAAGAGCAGUUCCGCUCUGCUCUCGAGUCCGCCACUCCCCUCCCUGGUCACCUUAAAAAGGACGCGGUGGCGUUGAAGAAGUUCACUGAGCUAGACGACGCACAAACCCGCGAUGUGACCACCACCAUUGAUGACGAGUACGCAAAGGCGGGCAAGGAGGACCCGCACGUGCUGGUGACGACCUCGCGGAACAGCUCACAGAAGUUGCUCGAAUUUGCCAAAGAGGUUCGUCUCGUCGUGCCGAAUGCCGUCCGCAUGAACCGCGGUAACCUCAGCGUGCACCAGCUGAUGGACGCUGCACGCAAGGAGAACUACACGGAUGUGAUCGUCCUUCAGGAGUCGCAGGGUGUACCGGAUAGUCUCAUUGUGUCGCAUUUACCGCUGGGUCCCACGGUCACCUUCACGAUCCACAACCUCGUCUCACGGCACGAUAUUGAUGGCGUGGGCACCAUGUCGGAGCAGUACCCGCACCUGAUAUUUGAGAAUUUCACCACAAAGCUCGGCCUGCGCGUGAAGGAUGUGCUGCGGUACCUCUUCCCGGUGCCGAAGGCAGACGCAACCCGUGUGCUGACUUUCGAUAACGACAACGAUUUUAUUAGCUUUCGCCACCACACCUUUAAGCGCGAAAAAGGGAAAAAGCAGGUGGAGCUGACCGAGGUGGGACCGCGGUUUGAGCUCACCCCCUACCGCGUCAUGUUGGGGACGCUCGAGAUGGAUGACGCCGAGACGGAGUGGGUGCUACAGCCGUACAUGAACACGGCGAAGAAGCGCCGUCUGAUGUAG
This is a messenger RNA of Leptomonas pyrrhocoris, 867 nucleotides long. RefSeq names its product putative U3 small nuclear ribonucleoprotein (snRNP). The transcript has a single exon. Gene Ontology annotation, biological process: rRNA processing. The coding region runs from base 1 to 867 and encodes 288 amino acids. Lineage: Eukaryota; Euglenozoa; Kinetoplastea; Trypanosomatida; Trypanosomatidae. Gene Ontology annotation, molecular function: snoRNA binding; rRNA primary transcript binding. Gene Ontology annotation, cellular component: nucleolus; small-subunit processome; Mpp10 complex. The record is from RefSeq and is a predicted model, not a curated record.